Messenger RNA from Saccostrea echinata, 2674 nucleotides. RefSeq lists its product as uncharacterized. Lineage: Eukaryota; Metazoa; Mollusca; Bivalvia; Ostreida; Ostreidae. The transcript is spliced from 4 exons. The record is from RefSeq and is a predicted model, not a curated record. The coding region runs from base 264 to 2345 and encodes 693 amino acids.
UCGAUUGAAAUGUGUACGUAAAAGUUUUUUAUUCAUCUUGUGGUGCUUUAACACACAAGAAAUUUAUCUUAAGCAGUGUUGAAUAGAGGUAAUAUAUUCAGAAAGCGUCUGAAGCUGAACCUGUAACUGUCCACUGACGCAGCAUUGUAGCGUGGACCAGCCAGUUCCAGAUCUUGACAGUGGUAAAAUGUCGUGGUCUCACCUGUAAGACAGAGGGUAAGUUCAGGGCAAAGAUCAAGUUCCCACCGACUGUCUAGAGUAAGAUGGAAAUAGAACAACAGGACUGUGUUACCUCAGACCAGACUGUUCCAGAUUCACCAAAAUCCCAACAAGAAGCAGGGAACUCGGAUGUGAUGAUCCAAAAUGAAAAUGGACUGUUGGAUAAGAAUAUGGAAGCUGAGUCCCCAAUGCAGAGAGUCAGUGAUGAUGUUUCUGCAAACACCAUCCAAUGUGAGACCUCGUCACUUGUGACAAGUGACACUGGCAAGGAAGAAAAUGUUCCAGAUGUGGUAAACACAAUUUCAGAAAUAGUGGAUCCUAACUUGGAAGUGUCAACAGAUCCUGUAGAUGAUGGUCUUAUAAACGAAAUAGCAAAGAAGGUGGACACUGAGGACAGAAUGACUUUCUGCAUUGAGAAACCAGCUGAAACUCUCUUGCCCGUCACGUCCCAAGGAGAGAAAGUGGAGGAGGUCCUAGUCGUGCAUCCUGUGUGUGCUUUUGCUCGCCCACUUAACAUGGAGUUUGAUUUAUUAGAGGAGACAGAUGUCAUGUCUGAGCUUGCUAAGGAAGUCCAACUUAAAGUGAAUGAUGCACAGGUGAAUUCAGCAUCCGGUGAUGAUUCUGCAACAGCAUCUAUUGAAGAAGAGAAAGGAGAUAAGACACCAUCAAGUGAAGAAGAUAAAGUGAAUGAAAACUCUGGAGAAGGUUUAGUUGAUGAAGGUAUUGCUCCUGUUGUAGAACAAGUGGUUAGAAGAAGUCAGAGGGUAUAUAAUUCUUUAGUGGGGCCUGACUAUGCGGUGAAAGUUGUGGCACCACUUCCACUUUACAAAAAAAGUACACUUCCUGCAGACACUUCAUUGGUGCAGAGUGGAAGAAGACCAAAGCAGGUAGCUGCUUUGAAAACCAAAAAAAGUCAACUAAAGACUGGCAGAAGGUCACUAUCUGUUAAGACAGAUAUGAGCAGAAGGACACCAGUGCGUGAAGAAAGUUUAAAAAUGUGUAAUCCUACAACAUCUCGUGCUUCAAGUGUAGUUUCAUCAGUAUACCGUAAAGAUGGAAAAGGUGUUAAAAAACUGCCAAAGUUUUUGUCUCAGUUCAGUGUGAAUUCAAAGGGUGGUGAGAAAAUGGAUGUUAAGAAGACACUCCCUAAAAACAGAUGUAACACAAGCUUAACUGAUGCAGAAUCCGUGAGAUGUUCAACACCUGAUAAACCUUUACAAAAGUCAGCUUCCACAGCAAGUUUGAUUAGAAAACUGAAGAUGAAGGAUGGAAGUGAGGUUCCAACUCCUAGGCGCAGUCAGAGAAUUUAUAACUCGUUAAAUGGACCUGAGGAAGCAGUGAAUGUUAUCACAUCCACAACCCGAAACUAUAGGCCCAAUGAUGAGGUGGUGUACAACUCCUUGGUGGGAGAAGAAAGGGACGUCAAGCUGGAAAUCCCAAACAUAAGGAAGAGAAUCAUUAAGAAGCCAAAACCAGCAGACGAAAUGAAAAAGACAAAGAUGUCUUCUGAUGAGGAAGCUAAACCCACUCAAGGCUAUAGCAAGUUUGAUGGUUCACUGCUGGCAGAGUCUCAUUCAGGAAUACCACUAGCUACCCGUAUAGCUCAUGAAUUUUCCCAAACAGCAGACACAAGUGUGAAAAAAAGAUCCACACGCUCUCAGUCCAAAACAGGGGAGAAGGAACAGCCAGAAGAAGACAGUGGUGACAAAAUUAAUAAAGACUCUAAUACAUCUGGUACCCCUCCCACAGAAUCUGGGAUCAAUGAGGCCAGUGUUCUAGUCGCCUCCUCUUACUAUACCACCAAGAGGGGCACCCAAACACAAGUCACUUAUUCAACACCAUCUACACUUUCCUGUUCAACAGCUUCAAAGAAAAGGCCUGCAAUGUCUGCCUCUGUCCAAAAGGGUGGCUCCACACAGAGGAAGCAGAACCUUGAGUUAGGUAGUAGGCCAAGUUCAGCAACCUCGAGAACUUCAGUAGCUUCAGAGAGGUCUUUGAGGUCCUCCACAAAGACAGUUAAGGAUUCUGUGGACCCUGAAAAAAGCAGUACUCAGCAGAUGGAAGAGUCAACUGUUACAAAAACAGCUUCACUGAAAAAGUCCAGAUCAAGCAGCAAACUUAACUAACAAGAACUUAUAAAAGCCAGUGCUUUUAAUGGUGGCUUUUGUGGCAUUUCAAGUGGCAUGUUUUAUACUAAUAUCUGAAAAAGUUUUAAGCUUCUUUUUUUUUUCAAAGAACUGCAACAGUUUUAAUAACAUCGUUGAAAAGAAUAUUCAGGUAGGUUUACCCUAAGAUAUGUAGAAUGAAAAGAAGAUAACAUUACACCAAUCCAAAGUAUUGCAAACAAAAAUAAAAUGAAAACCGGAGGGUACAUGUAUAUAUCUUUGGUAAAUAUAUUGAUGUUCAUGUACAUUCAUUACCCCCAGAAAAUUCAGAAAUAAAAUUGAUGUGUUUA